Molecule: messenger RNA, 3617 nt
Organism: Dromaius novaehollandiae (emu)
Lineage: Eukaryota; Metazoa; Chordata; Aves; Casuariiformes; Dromaiidae
Gene: BBOX1
Product: gamma-butyrobetaine hydroxylase 1
Exons: 9
Coding region: 40-1710 (556 amino acids)
Biological process (GO): carnitine biosynthetic process
Cellular component (GO): mitochondrion
Molecular function (GO): iron ion binding; gamma-butyrobetaine dioxygenase activity
Source: RefSeq, a predicted model, not a curated record
AGGCUGUGAACAUGGCAGCGCGCUGCCUAUUGCAGCCGCAUGUCACUUCAUUCCUACUGCUACCGCAGGGUCUGUCUGUCACCAUCCGAAACGCUGGGGCUUGUGCCCGACGCCGCCCAACCCCCCGCGAGGCCGCCAACGGCCGCCGCCAACGGCCGCCGCCGGGCAGCGGCCGCCCCCAGCAGUGCGGCGGCAGCGCCGCGGGCGGGGGAGGCGCGGGCCGGGCCGGGCCCUGCGCGGGGCCGGGGGCAGGGAAAUGGAUUCUGUGGUCUCUUCUCCAUAGUAUCCACUGCAGGAAUUGAGACUGCUCUUCACAGUGUUUUAGGAACUCCACAAAAGCCUUCUUCCUCUGAGGAUUUUAUUAGAGAAGUCAAAAUGUGGGCGGCAGUGGCUAGUGCCCUGCUAAGGGCCAAAGUCCGACAAGCCGGUACGUGUUCUCUGCCUCGAGGGCCAAAGGGCAGGAGCGCGGUCGCGGCGGCCGCUCUCCCUCCGCGUUGCUGGCAGCGUACCGCUCGAGCGGGCCAUACAGCUCAGCCACGCAGCAUGAAAGCAGAAAUACAGAAGGUGGAAGCUUUGGAGGAAAAUCAUUUUGUCUGUGUUCACUGGGAGGAUGGAAGUGAGAGCCGUUUUCCUUGCGUCUGGCUGAGAGACAACUGCCAGUGCCCUGACUGCUUCUUAGACUCUGCCAAAGCACGCAAACUGCUUUUCGAGGACCUAGAUGUUAACAUUGUGGUAAAGGAUGUCACUCUGACAGAUGGAAAGAAGAUAUCUGUUACCUGGCCAGAUGAACACACAAGUGAAUACGAAGCCAAGUGGUUGAAAAAGCGAUGUUUCUCCGAAGAAGCCAGAGAAGAAAUGCGAAAAGAUUUAUUUUUACCAGAGCGCCAGUACUGGGGCUCGGACUUGCAGCUUCUCGAACUGCCUUUUGAAGAAGUCUUGUGCAGUGAUGAAAGCGCAUACAAGUGGCUGUGCACCCUGAAGAAAGUGGGAAUUGUGCUACUGACAGGAGCCCCUGCUCAGCAGGGAGAGUUGGUGAAACUUGGCCACAGGAUUGGUUUCCUGCGUCUCACAUUUUAUGGACCAACUUGGCAAGUGCAAGACAAAACAGAUGCUAACAAUGUGGCUUAUACAACCGGGAAGCUAAGUUUUCACACUGAUUACCCUGUUAUGCAGCAUCCACCUGGGGUUCAGUUUCUUCACUGUAUAAAGCAAACAGCUGCAGGAGGUGAAAGUGAAGUUGUAGAUGGAUUGCAUGUAGCCAACAAGCUGAAGAAACAAAAUCCUCAAGCCUUUCAGAUCCUGUCCUCUACUGCCGUGGACUAUACAGAUGUUGGGGUCGACUACUGUGAUUUUGCUAUGCAAUGCAAACAGAAGAUUAUAGACAUAGAUUACAGAGGUCAGGCCGUUCGCAUCAAUUAUAACAAUGCAACAAGAGACACGGUGCUUGACAUACCGGCUGAAAAAGUGCGGCCAUUUUAUGCAGCUCUAAAGGAGUUUGAUGAUUUAUUAAACAGCAGAGAACACAAGUUUACUUACAAGAUGAAACCAGGGGACGUAGUAACGUUUGAUAACUGGCGCCUGCUUCACGGUCGCCGGAGCUACCGGUCGGGAGCCACGGUGACUCGGCACCUGGAGGGGGCCUACGCAGACUGGGACGUGGUCAUGUCCCGGCUCCGGAUCCUGCGGAAGAGGCUUCUGGGCAGGAACUGAGCUUUCUUCUGACUAGAACAAGCAAAAUCUAGAUUGUCUACCCUUAAAAAAGGCAAAGAAAAAUACCCAAUAUACUCUGUUCCUGGAAACCAACAUCACGAAUGUAUUUUUGAGUUCCAUAAGCCUUUAAGAAUCCCACUGUUCAUAACAAUUUGAGAUUUACCUAUGCCCUGACCUCUGAACCUAUAAAUGCAUUGCUGCCUCACUUAGUUCAUUUGCUUUUUGAUCUUGCAAGUAGUUUAUAGGGCUGAUGGGGUAUCAGAACACCCUGAUUUACCAUUACAAAUAUAUCUGUGCUCCCUAGAAAGCUUUUCAGAGAAGCAUUAUGUAUUGCAUAGAUAAUAACCAAACUUCAUUAUCAAAACAAGCAAUCACUGCUUUGGAGUUAUUUCUGUAUGGUCACCUUGCUAGAUGGAGCCACGCUUUAAUAAAAAGUUCUCCUUGUUCAACAGAUGUUUUCUUCUGUAUAUUCCAAUUUACAGAUUAUUACUAACACAGCAACAAACAACCUUUACUGUACUUCCAGUCCUAUAAGCUCAGAACCAUUGAGCUGUCUGAGAAUAUGUCCUAUUAAUUUUCCUCUCCAUUAUGAAUAGAAAUAAAUCUCAGUGUAGAGGCUGCCGAUAGGGUUGGUUGCUGUGCAUAGAUGUAGUUAAGGUUUCCAAGGCAGACAGACUUCUGAGUGAAUUUGGGAAGAGGAAUGCUGAUUCCAUUUUACAACAAGAAAUGACCCAGUACAAAGUGUCAGUUAAUGACCUAGCAUCUGACAGAGAAGGAAGGAUUGAACCUAGAUCCAUAUUUGAUAUAUCAAAUACAUGAGCAGACCUUUGACAAACUUGUUCUGAAGCAUAUUUUACUACCCUUUUAGUAUGGACUCUUCUUAAAGUUGCGUUCCGUGUACAGAUCACCCUAUGCAACAAUUACUGCAGCUGAAGCAGUACACAAUAGGUUAGCUACAGGUCUCCAUCUUUUUUUUUUUUUAUGUUAAAUAUGAUCAGAUGCCAAUUUGAAAAAGAAAGAAUUUUUGAAAUACAUAUUUUCAAACCCAACAAUAUCUUUUGCAUACAGGGCUAUUUUUUUUACCUCUCCGCAUGGCUGCAGAGUUAACAGAACACUUUCUCAGCCAUGCCAAGAACCCACCAAAAUAACUACACCUCCACCCUCAAAUCCUCUCUGUUCAACUGUUCAUUUUCAAAUUCUUGCUUGAAAGCCAAGUAAAUCUUAGUCUCUUCCUAGUAGACUAAAGCAGUAGAACUGUAACUAUGGAAUUAAAUAACUACAGAAUUAAAUAUAUUGAGAAAAAAAAUAAGUGAGCAUCUAAUGUAAACUUGCAAAUACUCCCAGAGUAUUCUCUUCCUCAUAUGCAGUCAACAGAUAUCUCACCUGGAUAAUCAAAUAAAACUAAAUAAGGAUUUGGAUGUGAACUAGCAUGGUGUGGUCCAAAUCUAUUUAUCUUUAAUAAAUAGUGAAAUGUAUUUGCAUUAAAGUUUUGAUGUGACAUUAAGAUAUAGCAGAGUAUUUUGGCUUUUAGCACUCAUUUGAUUUCUCAGUGGCUCCUUUAAUAAUUGACUUUGGAAAGAUGAGGAAAAUAUUUUUGCCUUUGCUAUAAAAGGGGAAAAAGAUGGGGAAAGCUGUAUACUCAUAUUCCUACAGAAUACCAACAGUAUUGUGCUUUAACUGAGAUAUUUUGCAUAUAACUUAAUUUAGUGAAGGUUGCAAUUUACAACUUUAAAGCAGGAUAUUUUGUGAUUCAUACAAAUGUUUAGUAGAAAAGAGACAUUUUCUGCUUUUAUCCUGUACUUCUCUAAAACCUGUUUAAUUCAAAUUUUUAUCUGUUUAUUAAAAGCUAUUAUGGAACUGAUUAACCUGUAUGUCCUAUUAAAAACUGAUACAAGAGAUCCCUCAAA